GCCUUGGAAGCGAAAAUAGAAGUGCUCGAGCAAUACAAGGAGAAAAUUGUUCAAGCAGUCGAAAAAUACAGACGCGAAGACACAGAGCUGUAUGAUGCAAUAAAAGAGACGUUUGAUGAACUGGAAUAA
Gongylonema pulchrum is the source of this 129-nucleotide messenger RNA. Lineage: Eukaryota; Metazoa; Nematoda; Chromadorea; Rhabditida; Gongylonematidae. The record is from the annotation of a GenBank genome assembly.